Messenger RNA from Myotis lucifugus (little brown bat), 944 nucleotides. RefSeq names its product ER membrane protein complex subunit 9 (gene EMC9). Lineage: Eukaryota; Metazoa; Chordata; Mammalia; Chiroptera; Vespertilionidae. The transcript is spliced from 4 exons. Gene Ontology annotation, cellular component: EMC complex. The record is from RefSeq and is a predicted model, not a curated record. Bases 486 to 884 code for a protein of 132 amino acids.
UACCCGCACGCCGCGGUCAACGGGUUACUGUUGGCGCCGGCGCCGCAGUCGGGAGCGUGCCUGUGCCUCACCGACUGUGUGCCGCUGUUCCACAGCCACCUGGCCCUGUCCGUCAUGCUGGAGGUCGCCCUCCACCAGGUGCGGCUGCUGGGCGCGCACCACCCACCGUGAAACCCCCAACUCCCCCAGCCCCAGCCUGUGCCCGGCCUCUAGCAGCGUGAACACCCGCAGGCCGCCGACUGAUGGCCCCUUUCCCAUGGCAGGUAGAUGUGUGGGGCGCGCAGGCCGGCCUGGUCCUGGCUGGGUACUACCACGCCAAUGCGGCUGUCGGUGACCAAAGCAGUGUCUGAGCACCUGUUUCCCACAGCACUCAAGCAUCAAGCAGUCCUGCAUGAAGCAUCAAGCAGACCUGAACCCCCCAGGUUAACUACAGGGAAAGGCACUCACUGCAUCCAUGUCCGUGAGAUCUGGAAAGCACAGCUCAGAUGGACAGGGUCUCCAGUCGGCUCCUCACUCCUCUGAUCUUCCCUCUACACAGCCCUGGGCCCCUAGCCUUGAAAAUCGCUGGGCGGAUUGCAGAAUUCUUCCCUGAUGCAGUACUUAUUAUGUUGGAUAAUCAGAAACUGGUGUCUCAGCCUCAUGUGCCCCCAGUCAUCGUUCUGGAGAACCAUGGUCUCCGCUGGGUCCCCAAGGACAAGAACUUAGUGAUGUGGAGGGACUGGGAGGAGUCACGACAGAUGGUGGGAGCACUACUGGAGAGCCGGGCCCAGCAGCACCUUGUGGACUUUGACUGCCACCUUGAUGACAUCCGGCAGGACUGGACCAACCAGCAGCUCAACACCAAAAUCACUCAGUGGGUUGGUCCCACCAAUGGAAAUGCCUGAGCCAGGGCCAUGGGGUGUGUGUGUGUCAGGAUCCAAUAAAGAGACUUGAGCUGGUGGAUA